Molecule: messenger RNA, 3145 nt
Organism: Drosophila grimshawi
Lineage: Eukaryota; Metazoa; Arthropoda; Insecta; Diptera; Drosophilidae
Gene: Tmem214
Product: transmembrane protein 214
Exons: 8
Coding region: 31-2079 (682 amino acids)
Cellular component (GO): Golgi apparatus; endoplasmic reticulum
Source: RefSeq, a predicted model, not a curated record
CUACCUGAGAUAAUAACGCAACCCAAAAAAAUGUCGGCAUCCAAUCAAUGGGAAGUCGUCUCCAAGUCGCGUAAACAAAAGAAUCUAGAAAAGAAAUUGAGCGCCCAUACGGAACAGAAGAGAAUUGCCGCCCAGCUGCCAAAACUGGAAGAGCUGUUGCCAGCGCAACAGUAUAUGAAUUUAUUCGGCAACAGCAACAAUGGCAGCAACAAUAAUAUUAAUAAAGCUUCGCCAACCAAAUCCACUUCCAGCAAUGCAUCUGGUUCUGGAAAAAGUAAAACUGCUAAAACAACAACAGCAGCACCAGCAGAUGCUGCUAAGAAGCAGUCAAAGUCGACGUCGACGGCGAAACCUAAAACGCUGGAACAGGCCAUAAAAAAAAUAACACCCGAUGAUUUUAUGGCACAGCUGGCACAGAUCAAAAUCAGCUGUCCCGGCUCCGAGCUGCGCUGGCUGAGCAGUAUGGCCAGCUAUUUGAACGGAAUUAUUUGCCUUGAUAGCGAUCCCACUUUUUCCGGCCGUAGUGCCCAAUAUCCGUGCAAUUUGGCUAGUCCGGCUUUGAAACAAGCCAUUUUGGAAUUUUUACGUAGUGUUGGUGAAACGAAUUUGGAAUAUUUCUUUUACUCGCUGCUCGAUAGCAUGGCAACAGAACUGAAUGCGGGGCAGCAUGUUGCUGGCUAUAAGUUUGUGUUGCAGCUAAUUGGGCAACAUUGGCCCAACAUCUGUUCACGCAACAUGGCAAAGACGGCAAUGUUGCGGAACUCGUAUCAGAACCGGAGCAACAUUUGCCUCAGUAUCCUCUGGGCCAUUGGACAGGGUGGCCAUCAAUCGCUGACGGAGGGCGUCAAAGUCUGGCAGAAUCUGAUGUUGCCCAAUUUGGAGCUGAAGAAUUUCAGCAAAUUUGUUGUGGAGUACAUUGAACGUGUGCUGAAUGCAGCCAUAACUCUUAAUCGUAAAUCGGAUACGUUGUUAAUUAAUCAGCAGGAAUUUUUUGCUUGCUUUUAUUCACUUAAUGCCACAUAUAACAAUUUUCCGAAGGAGCUGCAGUCGAGUCUUAAGCGUAGCGCCAAUUUAUUGCUGCAACGUUACAUAGCCAGCCCUGUUAAGCAUGCGAACAUUUUCCUUACGCUGUUGCGUGAUCUUAAUAGCAAUCAGAAGCAACGCACGGAAGUCGAUGGCUGCGUCAGCUGUUUACUGAGCAGCGGCGCCGAUGACUGCUUUAAAGUGUGGCGCAUGAACUACAAGAAACAGCAGUUGCCCAGUCUGCUGUUAUUGCAGGCAAUCGAUGACAAUUGGACUGAAUCCACCAAAACGUUAGCGGAAUCGCAAUCGUAUCAUGCAUUUUUGUACGACAUUCACAAUUUAAAUGUCGAAUUGCAAGCGAGCAAACGUAAAGAGACUUAUAUCGAUGAUCUGCAAGCUGUUCUUAAGACGGUGCAGGAGAAGAGCAGCGCACAACAGAAAAAGAAUAAACAGAACGCAACGCAAAAGAAGAAAUGCGGUUGCUGUAAAUGGACGCUGGGCAGCAUUUUCAUUAUAGCUUUGAUUGCUGGCGCCCUCUGCUACGACACCGAGGUGAAUGGCAAGGGCAUUUUUGAGAAAUCAGCCACGGGCAAAGUGUUGAAAAAUGCCGGCAUGUUGCCCCAUGUGCAACGCGGCUGGUAUGCCACAAUGUCGGCAAGUGCACGCGGCUACAAGUGGGCCGAGCAGCAUGUGCCCCCCUAUGCCGAACCGGCCAUCCAAACCAGCGUCAAUGUGUGGAAAGUGUUGCGCAAUGCCGGCUGCACAGUUUGCACGCACAGCCUCAACUGGUGGCGCACCAGGUGGCCAGCGGUUGCCAAAACGAUCGAUCAAUAUGUGCCCAAUUUCUCGCAUAAACUGGAGGCCAUUGCCGAUGGCGCCAAGGAUUUGGCAGUCAGCAGCUACGACAAGUCCGCAACGAUCAUCAAGGAGAAGGUGCUGGUUGGUCGCUUCUCCCCGGAGAACAUUAACCAGGCGCUGAAUCAGACGCGCAAUGUUGCAUUGGAAUAUUACAAUCAGUUCCACAAAAAGGUCGAUGCAUAUGCCAAGCUCAAAUGAUUUUAAGCGUCUGGCACGUUUAAUCCAACAUCCAACAAACAAGAGCAGCAUCCACUACAACAACAACAACAAUAACAGCAGCAACAACAACAGUAGCAACAAACAAACAACAAAUAAACAAAAUGCGUCUUAGUCAAAGCGAAGAAGAAAUAAACCCAAAAAACUCGAGAAGCAUAUUUCCAUUUUUUUGGCAUAAUUAGUCAAAAAAAAAAGAAAAAAAAACAGCAAACGUUGCAAAAACACACAUAAACAACACAAAAACAACAACAAAAAUCAGCCCGUUUGCUGUACUUAAAAAAAAAACUAAAAAAAAAGUAAUAAUUAAAUAUACAUUUACAAUUAGUAAAUUUAAACACAUAAUCAACAGUUUAGUUGUGUAAAAAAAUGCAAGAAAGAAAGAACGAUAAACUAAAGAAAGAAUUGUAUAUUUUGUAAAUGAGCUCGCGAAAAACUGUUGUACAUUUUUCCGGGGGGCAAUUUGCCGAGGGGGCUUUGAGGAAAAUGCGGAAAACUUUUUGUUUUUAUGGAACGCGUCGCGAGUUUCGAUCGAUCAACGAAUUUGUUUCACACACAUUUCUCACACACAUUUUUUUAAAUAUGUAGUUCGUCUCAAAAAACAUUCAAGAACUUUUCGAAAAUUUCCCUCAAAUUUAUUUUGCGCGCGCAACGAAAUAAGUUAAGUUAAAGAGAGAAAAACUAAUAUAAAAUCAAGUCAACAACUAACAUUUCCAAUUGCAUUUCAGAGCAACAAAAACAGCAUAAAUUAAUUUUUAUAAUUAAAAACAAAAUACUAUUCAAACUACUUAAAUGUUUAAACUUUAAAGGUUUCUUUUUAAAUGUUUACAUCAUUAUAUAUUAUGUAGUUUAAUUGUGUGCAUGCCAAUUUUUAAGCAUUUUCUCCAAAAGACUUUCAAGUUAAACAGUGUGUGUUAGGUCAGCUAUAUAUUUAUAUACACAUAUAUAUAUACAAACAUAUUUCUCAAUUGUGUAUUUCAGUUUCGAAUUCCAUUUGUAAGUUAACGUAUUGAAGGAUUUUUGCAUUAAUAAACGUUGAAGUAAAUGAAAA